This is a messenger RNA of Lepisosteus oculatus (spotted gar), 4303 nucleotides long. RefSeq names its product gap junction beta-3 protein-like. Gene Ontology annotation, biological process: cell-cell signaling. Gene Ontology annotation, cellular component: connexin complex. Gene Ontology annotation, molecular function: gap junction channel activity. The record is from RefSeq and is a predicted model, not a curated record. NCBI's taxonomy places the organism in Eukaryota, Metazoa, Chordata, Actinopteri, Semionotiformes, Lepisosteidae.
CAGCUACUAAACCACAGUCAGUCUCUGAAGUAUCAGGAACAGUUUUUAAAAGCCAAGGGGGGUAGGAACAGAAGUGGGAAUACUGCGAGAGAACCUGCAACAUGGAGGAAACGGGUCUUUGAUACAAUACUGACUGAAUAGAAACAAAAACGCACUGAAGAAGGGAAGGAGACCCCAGAGCCCCGACUCCUGAGCUACAGUCACUGCCAUGGACUGGAAGACCUUCCAGGCGCUCCUCAGCGGGGUCAACAAGUACUCCACCGCGUUCGGCCGCAUCUGGCUGUCGGUGGUCUUCGUCUUCCGGGUGAUGGUGUACGUGGUGGCGGCCGAGAGAGUGUGGGGCGACGAGCAGAAGGACUUCGACUGCAACACACGCCAGCCCGGCUGCGCCAACGUCUGCUACGACCACUUCUUCCCCAUCUCCCACAUCCGCCUGUGGGCCCUGCAGCUCAUCUUCGUCACCUGCCCCUCGCUGAUGGUGGUGAUGCACGUGGCGUACCGCGAGGAGCGGGAGAGGAAGCACCGCCUGAAGCACGGGGAGGGGUCCAAGCUGUACCCAGACACGGGCAAGAAGCACGGCGGCCUGUGGUGGACCUACCUGAUCAGCCUCUUCUUCAAGACGGGCAUCGAGAUCGCCUUCCUCUACCUGCUGCACCUCAUCUACGACAGCUUCGACCUGCCCCGGCUGGUCAAGUGCGAGGUCAGCCCCUGCCCCAACCUGGUGGACUGCUUCAUCGGCCGCCCCACCGAGAAGAGGGUCUUCACCUACUUCAUGGUGGGCGCCUCGGCCUUCUGCAUCGUGCUGAACAUCUGCGAGAUCAUCUACCUCAUCUUCAAGAGGGUCUUCCGCUUCGCCCACAAGGUCAAGAACCGCAAGAGACACCAAAGGCUGCAGAAGAACCCCGGCAACAGGGCUCACGACUGCCAGUGCCACUUCCACGAGCACCUGGACAUGAAACCCAAACUCCGAAUUCACGAGGAGCUGCGGGCAUCCGCGCCCAACCUCUCCACUGCUGCCUAGGACCUCGGCCAAGUCAUCUUGAAAGCACUCGGACUCGUCUGGCUCUCAUUUUUCAAAAGAUUGCUUUGGAAACAGUUUUUUGUUCCACCAGGACAUUCCUAUUUCUCUUAGGACAAGUGUUUUGUCUUGGAGUGCUGCUGCUACCAUCGCCAGAUAUUGUCUCAAAAACUGCACAGGUCUAGAGGAAGAUGAUGGACAUUAAAUUCUGGGUUGUUUACUAUCCCGAGUGGCUUAUGCUGCUAAACAUGCCCCUCCCUCCCAGUUUCAAAUACCUGGAACUUAGGAGGAUGGUAGAUUUCAGAGGAUCAUGAGAAACGUGCCACUACCACAGGUUUACACUGCCGAAGAGUGAUUUUUUUUCUGUGGACCAACCACUUACCCAGUCUGAAUUUUAUUUUUAGUAUCAGCAAAACAGUUUUUAUUCAUCUUGUGAAUGAUCAUGAUUCAUUUUCUGUCUGAUCUGUUGACUGCAAAACAUUCACCAUCAACAGAAUUUCAUUGAUCCUGCUUGAUUGCUUAGUUAAUUUUUUUAGAAAAAGGGAAAUAUCUGGAAAAGAAAGCCACAAUAUUCCCCAGAUUUACAUAAACAGUUUUAAAAGAGCAUGAAAGUACAAAAGAAAUUGGACAUUGUUUGCUGUUUGAACCUCCUGGUCAUUUUUCUUCCAGUACUAAUCUAGAGCUGUUCUCCAAGUUGUCAGCAUUUUGCAAAUGCACACCUGAGAGAGACUAGUGGUGUUCGUAUUGGACACAGAAGACCAUUUCUAAAAACAAGUAGUUGAGGAGAAAAUAGAUUAAGCAAAGGCUGAUGCGCCCUGUUCACCACCAAAACUCUGAUGGAUGACUUGCAACUUGGAACAAAUGCAGUAUCAGUAUUUGGUCUAUUCCAGUAACUGUGGCAUACACAAUGAAAAUAAGCCAAAUUUGUGAGAGGUGACCAACUAAGUACGUGAAAACGAGCAUAGAUGGGGAACUAUAGGGCUGAGACAGACUGAUGACCUUUCCUUCACUGCCAGAGGAACACAGACAGACCAGGCUGACAGCCUCACCUGCAAUGUUUUCGGUGUUCAGCUCUGUGAUGGAACAUCUAGAGAUACCCACUGAUAUAAGCAGUUUUCUGACACCACAAAUACCAACUGAAUUUGUAAAAAAAAAGUUUUCCAUUUAUUUUUAACUGUUGCCAUGCUUAACAAAUGUUCUUGCAUGUCUGCAAGUCUGGGUGAAUGUGCAUUGGGAGGAGUGUUAAGGAAUGGGCCUGUGAACACAUAGGAUCUCAUGUUGCACUGCUGCAGGGGUCACUCAAGGAGGACAGGUAGACCAGCAGUUGUGAGGAAAGGCUUUGUCUGCUGCUAGGUUCCACUUCAAGCUCCAGGCCCCGCCCACAGUCCUGGUUUCUGUCCUAACAGGAUGUCAAGCCAAGAUCCCUUUGGAUGUGACUCUGUACUAGGAGUUACUCUUAUCAAAUAGAAAUUAAAAACCAGUAUCUUCCAAAAGACUAAGCCAGAUGACUUGUUCAAGUCUGGGGCAUUCUACUCAAGGGUGGGCAGAUAGAGGCAGAGAAAGAAAUGAGUUUGGAAGACUAGGUAACCUGCUCUUUUCCCUGCUGAGAGCUGGGAUUUCAGAACAAGCACAAAUCAUGUUGAUUAUACAUUGCUUCUUGUUGUAUUUAUCAUUUUUAUAUAUUUUUAGCUUUGCUAGAAUGUAUUUUUUAUAAUUUUCUAGUAUGUAUUUUUCCUUUAAUCUUGAUAUUGCUCCAGGGAGAGAGUUUUAUUCAUGUAUUUUUUUUAUAUUCAUUUGUGAUUGUUUUGUCCACAGUUUCAGUUAUCACAGUGGUAGAGAAUCAAGACAUUUUUAAAUCCUUUUAUAAUAAAAAUACUAUCAAGAAUCUUGUAUUAAGCUAAGUAACACACUGAUACAGUGGACUUCUAAACCAUUUACAUUCACUGGCUAAUACCACCCCUAUAAUCAGAGUUAAUGAAUGUCUCACACCCUAGCCAGUAAUAACCUGCUCUUCUGAUUCAUGAUGAAUGCAUCAAACUGGAGGCACGUUUUUUUUUAAAGAAAUAGAUGCAUCCAUACAGUACCAUGUACAACCCACCUCCACUUUACAUCACUAUAUCUUGAUAAACUAAACUGAAAUUGAGUGACUUUUAAACCUACACAUCACCAUCUCAAGAAUGCCUCAGAGGAAUUAAAUAGUUUAGGGUUUUCCUGAUAAGUCCCAUAGAAUAUUACUUGACAUUCCUAUAGAAACAGCCAGCACCACAUUGAGCAAGCAUAUUAGGUCAACAAUAGUAGCACCUGCCAUAACUGCCAAGAUAAUGAUCUGUCCUGUCUAGCCAGUUACCACACUAAUCUCAUGCAGUUCCAUAUAUCCCAGAUACUUUACAAGUGGCAGAGGACUGGAAAAAAGUUUGAAACUAAAUGGUUGUGACAAUCUAGAUCCAAGGUCGCAGAACUAGGUCUAGUAAGUCAUACUAGACACUGGUUCUCAAACCGGUUUUUAAAAUCAGAUUAAAAUUAUGCUUAAUUGGUGGAUGUGAACCAGAUCUCUGCUCAUGAAUUGAGCUUAAUAUGACAGAUAUGGUUUGGGGAAAUGGGCAUUAAAAAGAAGGGCCUGGCCUGGAGCUUUACCCUCCUACACAAGAAACCAUAAAAUCUUGGUUCUGUAGAACAGGGCAGGGCUAAACAUACCACCUUCUAGCUUAGUCAUGCAACCAAGAAUGCACUCGAUGCAGAGGUGGGUGUUUAGGGCCACUUACACCAGCUACAGGACCACACCUCCCAGGGCAGGGCCAGAAAGCUCCCAAGAUCUACCAAUCAUGGGCAGUGUCCCACUCUUAAAUUAAACCUUGCCAGAUUUAGUCACUAGUAUAAAAUUUUCACCCCCACCCCCCAAACUCCAGUAAGGAGUCUUAAGAAAUUCAGCAAGGGAGUCUCACAGGUGGAUCCCACUUAACACUACAGAUUAGACUAGGUGAAAGCUACUGGAGUCCACACAAGUCAGGUACUGUAUGAGCCAUUUGGGGUUCCACUUGACACAAAACCUCUCCCACACCCACUGGUAUAGGCUAGCUUCUCAGGGUAUUCAGCAAGUCAGGUGGGAAAAAAAAGGGACUUGAAGUACCCCACUAGAAGAACAGAUCAUAAACAGUAGUUGCUUUAGGCAAGUCCCUUCACAGUGCUCCAUCAAGAAUGCAACUGGCUGGCAAAAUACCCACUUCCCACAACCCCAAAUUCCAUACACACUUUGUGCAUCUCUCCUCCAAAAAAAAAAAAAAAAAA